CCCAUCUCCUCCCGCCCCUCUCCCGCCCCUCUCCCCUCCCUCUCCCCAGCUCCUCCUUUUCUCUCCCGUUCCAGCCGCCCGGGCCUCGCCGCUCCCAUGCCCGACAGCCCCGCCGCGCCCCCGCCGGCCCCGACAGAUGGAGACGGAACUGGAGACGGCAGCGAGGCCCCGCCAGCACCGGGACCCUCCGCGGGCGCCGCCGCCCCGCCUCGGGAGGAGGAGGAGGAUGAGGAUGAUGAUGGUGGUGAGGAUGACGAGGAUUUCCAGUUCCUGCUGUGCGAGGGCUGCGGGCAGGACUCGGCUCACCCCCGGCUGCUCGGCUGCCUGCACACGCUGUGCCCCGGCUGCCUGAGCGAUGCCAAGCAGUGCCCGCGCUGCCAGGCGGCCGCGGCCGCUCCGGCCGUGGAUAACCUGCUCUUCAGCAACCUCCGGAGCCGCCUGCAGCUCUGGAAGCAGAUCCGCAGCUCCCGCGGGCCCUGCUGCGGCCGCUGCCGCGCCGAGGAGGCGCUGGUGUGGUGCGAGGAGUGCGAGGAGUUCCUGUGCGGCCGCUGCUCCGAGGAGCACCGCUGGUGGCACAAGAAGAAGGAGCACAGGUUCCUCAAGGUGGAGGAGCUGCGGGCGGGCUCGGCGCGGAGCUUCCUGCGGGACACCAAAACCUCCUGCAGCAUCUUCUGCUCCUCCAGCAGCCACCCCCAGGAGAGCCGUGUCUGCAGCAUCUACUGUCCCCGCUGCGAGCGCGCGCUGUGCUGUCCCUGCGCGCUGCUGGACACUCGCCACGCGCCCUUCCGCGACCUCGGUGCCGAGACCCUGCGCCGCCGGGACGAGCUGCGCUCCCUGCGCCGCGACCUGCGCCAGCUCCGCGCCGCCUUCCAGGCCUCGCUGGGGCGGCUCCGCGCCGAGGCCGCCCGGCAAGAGGAGCGGCGGCGGCGGCUGCAGGAGAGCGUCCACGCCAGCUGCGAGCGGCUGCAGCGGCUGCUGCGCGGCGAGGCCGAGGAGCUGCAGGCGCUGCUGGAGGCACGGCCGGAGAGCGGCCGGAGCGGGCCGGACGAGGAGCUGCGCGGCGCCGAGGAGGUGCUGCAGCGGCUGGAGGCGGCCGAGAGGCUGGCGGAGCGGCUGGGGCGCUACGGCGGCGAGCAGGAGCUGAUGGACAUGCAGCCCUUCGUCAAGGGCGCGCUGCGGCGGCUGCGGCAGCUGCGGCCGCCCCGGCCCCCCGAGCCUCAAGAGCCCCCGCGCUUCGCCGAGUGCCGGGCGCGGCUGCGGGCGCUGGUGGAGCGCGUCACGGGGGGCCCCGCCACGGACAUCCCCGAGCUCCAGGAGGCCCUGGAGAACGACCCGGAGGAGGAUCCGAUUCAUCCCAAAACCCGGAGCAUCUCCCCCAGCCUUGAGGAGAUCCACGUGGAGCAGCCUCUCCCGCACCCCUGGAACAAGCGGCCGGCUCCCUGCACGGAGAGGGGCAGCCAGAUGUCUCCCAAAAUCCUGAAGCUGGAAUGUGACCAAGAGCCGGGCCCCAGCCACCCCAAAUCCCACUGGGAAUUCCGGACGGAGCCCGGCCCCUCCACGUCGUGGCACAACCACGUCAGGGCCGGUGACCCAGAGGGCGGGAGCAUCAUCGUCAUCUGCAGCUCGGACGACAGCGACGAGGACACCACGGUGGUGACGGUGACACCGGAGCCGCCUCCGUGCUGACAGCCCCUGGAACCAUCCCGCUUCAUCCUGGAAUUCCCAGAUUCCUGCUUGGGCUUUCCUCUUCUUGCCCCAUCCCAAUUUUAUCGCUGGACCGAGCUUCCAGUGCUCUGGAAGGUCUGGAAAUCCCGCCUGGACCUGCUGGCACCUCCCCUUUGGGGUUUCCUGGGAAUGAUGUUCUCCUCUUCAAUCCCAUUCAGCUUGAUCCCAAAAUAAAAUCCAGGAUGGGAUUUGGGAUCUGUGCUGGCGGAUCCCAUUCCCAAGCCCCCCUCAAAGGUGGGGAGAUGAUCCCAAGGGUGGGAUCCCCUCUGGGAUCCCCCAUCAGUACCUGGAGCAGGGAAUUCCUUAGGAUUGGGAUCAGGAUUGGGAUUGGGAUUGGGAUUGGGAUUGGGAUUGGGAUCAGGUUUUCCAAUGUAACGAGGGAUUAAAAUCCCGGUUUUUUUAAUGCCUCCCCUCAAUAAAGCCAU
Messenger RNA from Poecile atricapillus (Black-capped chickadee), 2150 nucleotides. RefSeq names its product PML nuclear body scaffold (gene PML). Lineage: Eukaryota; Metazoa; Chordata; Aves; Passeriformes; Paridae. Gene Ontology annotation, biological process: positive regulation of DNA-templated transcription; intrinsic apoptotic signaling pathway in response to DNA damage; PML body organization. The coding region runs from base 97 to 1686 and encodes 529 amino acids. The record is from RefSeq and is a predicted model, not a curated record. Gene Ontology annotation, cellular component: nucleoplasm; chromatin; PML body. Gene Ontology annotation, molecular function: ubiquitin-protein transferase activity; zinc ion binding. The transcript is spliced from 7 exons.